UCAAGUUAAAAGUUGGUGCUUUCCUGCAGAGCCCUAUUCGAAGGAUGAGCAUAACAACAACAUAUUGAUGCUAGUUUGUCACUGUUACCGCAAACCAUUAAUCGCGUUCGCCAAAAAGCUCAAUAGAUGUUGUAUAGAAGGCAAUUCUUUGAUCUAGGCAAAGUAGCGAUCAACAGCUUUAAGCUGUAAUUAUGACUGGCAGUAUAGUUGGCACGUCCCAUUUCAAGUGACAAUAUACUGCAUUUUCUCCCCGAGAAUUUUUUUGCAUAAACCCAUUUCCCGCUUCUCUUUUUUCUAUUUAGUAUGGCACGUCGCGUCGUAGUAACAGGCCUCGGCCUAGUGUCUCCUGUAGGCGUUGGUGUCAAGCACGCAUGGACAAACUUACUGAACGGCCACUGUGGUGUUACUUCACUUGCUAACAAGCAGGGUUUUGAGCAACUGCCUGUACAAAUCGCAGCAUUAGUCCCGCAAGGUCCAAAAGAAAAGGGCGAAUUCACGUCCAAAGAAUGGCUCGAUCGUGGAGACGAGAGAAUCAUGGCACCAUUCACUCAAUUUGCCAUUGCAGCGGCUCGACAGGCACUGACCGAUGCAGAAUGGAUCCCUGAAGGCGAUGCUGACAAAGAACGAACGGGUGUCUGUAUCGGAUCUGGUAUGGGUAGUUUUGAAGAUAUCGUGUCAACAUCUGUUUCCUAUUCAGCUGGGGGUUAUCGUAAAGUAUCGCCAAUGUUUGUUCCCCGUAUUUUGAUUAAUAUGGCUGCUGGACAUCUUACGAUGAAAUACGGCUUCCAGGGACCAAAUCAUGCCGUAUCCACAGCAUGUACAACGGGUGCACACUCAAUCGGCGAUGCUAUGCGAUUUAUCCAAUAUGGAGAUGCUGAUGUUAUGGUUGCUGGCGGCACUGAAUCGUGCGUGCAUCCACUGGCCAUUUCAGGAUUCGCAAAGGCAAAGUCACUUGCAGCACAAUAUAAUGAGAAUCCAACCGAAGCUUCUCGACCCUUUGAUGGGGAUCGUAGCGGUUUUGUUAUGGGUGAAGGUGCUGGUAUUGUGGUUUUGGAAGAAUUGGAGCAUGCGAAAAAACGCGGUGCACGGAUCUAUGCCGAGAUUGCUGGAUACGGCUUAUCUGGAGAUGCCCAUCAUAUGACUGCACCUCCAGCAGAUGGUACCGGUGCUGUCAAAUCCAUGCGCCGCGCGCUCAAGGUGGCCAACCUCUCUCCUGCAGAUAUCGGCUAUGUCAACGCACAUGCAACCAGUACACCCGUCGGUGACGCUGCAGAGAAUUGUGCUAUCAAGACCGUUUUCGAUGGUCAUUGGGACAAGAUCAACGUAUCUUCAACUAAGGGCGCGACUGGACAUUUGCUCGGGGCAGCUGGUUCUGUCGAAGCAAUUUUCACCAUCUUAUCGCUGUACAAUAGCACCUUGCCACCCACAUUGAAUCUGCACCGACCCGAUGAAGACUUCAACCUCAACUACGUGCCACUGGUUGCUCAGGAACAUAAGGAAAUCAAAGCAGCGUUGACUAAUAGUUUUGGAUUUGGUGGUACAAAUGCAUCCUUGUGUUUUACCAAGUUUGACUAAACUUUAUUUGUACGCUUGUUUGUUUCUUGUUGUUAUUGCCAAUGAUCCUCUAUUUUGUUCGUUCUUUUGCUGUUGUACAAAGCAUUGCGUUGAUGGAUUUUUAUCGUAGAGGACUAUAGGUCAAAGGCUUCAGGAUGUAGGAUGACAUGUUGUCAACCAACCGUACUAUAAUGAUUUAUACAUUAUUAGUGAAAAAGAAACCCACAUUACACACUCGCGUCCCACAGCAAUCCUUAUAUUCUUCCUCUUAUUUUCACCCAGUUAAAAAUAUAGAGAUGACAUACCUGUCUUGUACACAGUCUCUGCCCAUCCAUCCACAUUCCAUGCAUCUUCACGCGUCGUUUUACGUGUUUGCAAAUCACUAAGCGGUUUGUACAGUUGACAGUAGUAGGUAAUAUGUGAGUAACGGAGUAAACGAUUAUCAAAUGUGAAAGGAGGGGUGAAGAACUUACGGAUAAGUCCACAUGUGAUGGAC
This is a messenger RNA of Zychaea mexicana, 2050 nucleotides long. Its product is annotated as thiolase-like protein. The coding region runs from base 304 to 1575 and encodes 423 amino acids. Gene Ontology annotation, molecular function: 3-oxoacyl-[acyl-carrier-protein] synthase activity. Gene Ontology annotation, biological process: fatty acid biosynthetic process. The record is from RefSeq and is a predicted model, not a curated record. NCBI's taxonomy places the organism in Eukaryota, Fungi, Mucoromycota, Mucoromycetes, Mucorales, Lichtheimiaceae. The transcript is spliced from 8 exons.